GAAUAAUCAAAGUAAAGUCUGUAGUAUUUCUCGCAGUGAAAUUCUUCUCAGGCCAUGUCGGCAAGCCAAGCAUAUAUAAACAAAAGUACGAGCAUCAAGCAUUAGAUUUAUAAUUCUGCCUUUCACACCUGCCUACACGUAUGUAGAUACAUACGAAGUAGAUACAUCCAUAUCCAUCAAAAUGCCGGACCGCGUUCAAACUAGUCGAGGCGACGUCACGGAAUCUACCCAUCUCGUCCACGCAGCAGUGGUUCACUCUUCUGGCCGUUUACUCUAUUCCGUGGGCACUCCCACACGAACAACGCUUCUCCGUUCUGCCGCCAAGCCCGCCCAAACCGUUGCCAUUCUGGAGGCUUGCAAUGAUACCUUUGCUUUCACUGCUGCCGAUCUUGCCCUCAUGAGCGCGUCUCACAGUUCCGAGCCUAGGCAUAUGCAGCGUGCUGCCGCUAUGUUGAAUGCAAUUGGUUCAAGCGAAUCUGACAUGAGGUGCGGCGGGCACCCUCCCCUCAGUAUGGCCGUGAACAGAGAUUGGAUCAAACGCGAUUUUACGCCUGGACCGAUAUGCAACAACUGCUCAGGGAAACAUGCGGGGAUGCUAGGUGGUGCCAAAGCGUUGGGUGCUGGAUUUGCUGACUACCAUCUUCAACAACAUCCAAUGCAAAUAGUCGUAAAGAGGGUGGUGGAGGACAUAUCGGGAGUGGAUGCAGGGAAUAUGGAGUGGGCGGUCGAUGGAUGCAAUCUUCCUGCACCAGCAAUGCCAUUGAUCGGAAUGGCGACAAUGUAUGCUCGUUUUGCGGACGCAACUGGGAAUGCGAGAAGCGGGCAAGAGCAGCGUAUGAAGCGUGUUUUCGAGGCUAUGUGCGCGCAUCCUGAGAUGGUCGGCGGUGAAAAGAGGUUCUGCACCGAAUUGAUGAGUACCUAUGGAAACUUACUGAUCGGGAAGCUGGGUGCUGAUGGGUGUUAUGGCGUAGGGAUUAGAGAAUCCGAAUGCACAAGGAGUCUAGGGCUACCUACUGGCGGAAUUGGUAUUGCGGUAAAGAUCGAGGAUGGAAAUAUUGAUAUCUUGUACGCUGCAGUCAUGGAAAUCCUGACACAGUUGAAGAUUGGCUCAGAGGAAACAAGGAAGAGUUUGCAGAACUGGCAUACCCCUUUGAUCCGAAAUACAGUAGGAAUCAUUACAGGAGUAACCUCUCACAUGUUUUCUGUAAGGAAAAUGUAGGGAAGAUCGCAGUCUCCUAACUGUAACAAUUCGUUACUAGUUCCCUUUAGAAGAAAUACUCAGAUAGAAUAGAC
This is a messenger RNA of Aaosphaeria arxii CBS 175.79, 1293 nucleotides long. RefSeq names its product thermolabile L-asparaginase. Lineage: Eukaryota; Fungi; Ascomycota; Dothideomycetes; Pleosporales. The coding region runs from base 182 to 1219 and encodes 345 amino acids. The transcript has a single exon. The record is from RefSeq and is a predicted model, not a curated record.